AUGGAACUGUACCAACAGAAAAGCCGGAUAUACUUGCAUCCGAAGCAGUUGUCUUUCUUUCUACUUGUGGGUGCACAAAGUCACUGGAAAUGUCCAACUGAGUAUUUUCUUGCUGACAAAAUGUCAGGAAAAACACAAGCACAACUUGUUCGAAUAGCACUGGAAAUGGCUGUAGAAGCAGGGCUUCGAGUGUGGUCCAUAACAACAGAUGGCACCACCGUUAACAUUAGCAUGUUCCAAGAGCUUGGCUGCAAUUUCACAACAUCCUAUGACUCAAUGGUAACGAAAUUCAAACAUCCAACCGAAAAUUACUAUGUUUAUGCAAUCCUUGAUCCAUGUCAUAUGUUAAAACUUGCAAGAAAUGCACUUGCCCACCUGACAUCCUUUGUUGAUGAAGAAAACAAACUUAUUAAAUGGAACUUCUUUACAUCACUGAACACUAUUCAGGAAAGUGAAGGGUUUACCCUUGCAAACAAGUUGUCCUCAAAACACUUGAAAUUUGAGAGACACAAAAUGAAUGUGAAACUGGCUGCACAAACACUGAGUUCUUCAGUUGCAGAUGCAAUUGAAUUUUUAGAAGCUUCCAUGAAACUGAAUCAAUUUCAAGACUCUGUUGGAACAGUCAAAUUUGUAAGAACAAUAGACCAUCUAUUUGACUUCCUCAAUUUCCAUAAUCCUUUAGGAUUUAAGCAGCCCCUUCGACCUGAAAGCAGAGAAACUUGGGAGGACAUUUUGAGAUCCACUGCGAAAUACUUACUCGGACUAAAAACACAUGCUGAUAGUCAACAACUUCUCUCAACCCACUCACAUAAAACCUUCGUAAUUGGCUUUGUAACCUGCAUCAAAUCAACAAUUGAAAUGGCAAAUGAAAUGUUUACCUCAAUCAAUCAACCAUUCAAGUAUCUCCUAACAUACAAAUUCUCCCAGGAUCAUAUCGAGUUGUUGUUCUCGUGCAUUCGAGCUAAAGGUGGUUGGAACAAUAACCCAAAUUGUCUGCAACUAAAGUAUGCCAUCAGAAAAAUGCUGCUUAGAAAUGCGGUGACAGCUUCAAAGAAUGCGAACUGUCCGACCUUUUCAAACUACCCAACAACCGUAAUUCCAUUUUUUCACACAAGGAAACACAAAGCCCCUCUGAAAGAAGCUGCACCCGAUGAUUGCCACCAACAAGAUGACACCGCACCUGAAGAAAACCUGCUUCUUGCACAUUUAAAUGGCCCAACAACAUCCGAGUUUCUGUCAAAUGUCCUGUUUUACAUUGGUGGCUACAUUGUGUACAAACGUGUAAAACAACUUACAUGUUCAUCCUGCAAGAACUGCCUAGUCUCACAUUUUUCCACACCAACACCUGACCAUGACUACUGUGCCACGAAGUAUAAUGACGUUGCUGCUGCUUCUGCUUUUACUUUAUUUGUGAACAAUGGUGGCUUAAAAAUUCCAUCUCAAUCUGUUUACACCGUGGUUGAAUAUGCUGAGAGAGUUUUCAAAUCGAAUGUCUGCAAAGGUCACCAAAUAACAAGAGAGAAGCAACUGAAAGAGAAGAUGAUUGUGAACGUGUGCAAUCAUUUUGUCAUGGAUUCAAGCCAAUCAUUAUUUGAUGAUCAUGAACAAGGACUGAACGAAAACGUAUUUGAAGAAGACCACAGAGCAUCAUUAAUAAAAUUAAUAGCAGACAUACUUGAAACUGCGAUUGUUUACCUACUGCAAACGGUUUAA
Messenger RNA from Paramuricea clavata, 1713 nucleotides. Lineage: Eukaryota; Metazoa; Cnidaria; Anthozoa; Malacalcyonacea; Plexauridae. The record is from the annotation of a GenBank genome assembly.